Messenger RNA from Maniola jurtina (meadow brown), 1029 nucleotides. Its product is annotated as rRNA-processing protein UTP23 homolog. Gene Ontology annotation, cellular component: small-subunit processome; nucleolus; anaphase-promoting complex. The transcript is spliced from 3 exons. Gene Ontology annotation, molecular function: small ribosomal subunit rRNA binding. NCBI's taxonomy places the organism in Eukaryota, Metazoa, Arthropoda, Insecta, Lepidoptera, Nymphalidae. The record is from RefSeq and is a predicted model, not a curated record. Bases 259 to 1014 code for a protein of 251 amino acids.
UGCGUCAAGUUGACGGAUACAUGAUGCAUGACGUCGUGAUUAUUUUUUAAUUUUAUAUCUGUGAAGAGUAAAAAAUCUUUAAAAAAAUCUGGAGGUCAAAAAUAAAACGUGUUUUUUAAAAAUAAAUACGAAAGUAAACAAUUUGUUUUAUAUGUUUAUAUGCAAGAGGAAUUUCACCUUUCAAGAGUUACUUAGUUUGGGUUACUGCUCCUGUCCAUUCUGCUAGAAAUUGUUCCACUUUCAAAUCACUUGCGCAAAAUGGAUAGCAAAUAUCGGCGUAAUGGUCGAUUGAUAGACAUAGUAGAUGAAGAGUGGAAAGCCGAAAAGUUGCCUGACGAAGAUAUCCAGGUGCCACUUGAAGAGUUACCCGACCCUGAGGCCGACAGCGCUGAUUCCCACUUGACGCUAAAAGAGCAGAGCAUGCGCUGGCAGGAGAACUUUCCAGAACCAGCGAGCAAAACAGAGAAAAUUGCCAAAAAGACCCACGGAGCAUUAACUAUAUUGAAACAAUUUGGAAUCCAUGAGUGUGACCAUAAAGAACCUGUCUCUGGCUCCCAGUGUAUCUUGUCUAUGGUUGGUAAGAAAAAUGACAAACACUACAUACUGGCGACGCAGGAUAGAGAUUUGCAAGAGAAAAUGAGAUUAAAACCUGGCGUGCCACUACUUUAUUUACAUAACAAGUCGCCUACCCUCGAAAAACCUUCGCCAGCUAGUUAUAGCAAAGCUGGUCAAACAUUAGAAGCAAAUCCAUUCAUGUUUAUAAGCCAAACCCAAAAUGAAUCAUUAAAGAAUAUGAAAAAAACACUUGGAGUUGAAGAAAAAGAGGAAGUCAGUAAAGUAGUUAUUAAAAAGAAGAAGCUUAAAAAUCCAAACCCUUUGUCUUGUAAGAAGAAAAAGAAAAAACCAGGAAAGAAACAAGAUGAGAAAAAAGAUAAAGUUAUUGAGGGUAGAGUGAAGAAAAGGAAAAAAUCGAAACAUAAAAGUGGUUUAUCUCAAUCUUCUAUUCAACAAUAAAUUUUGUAACAUAAA